Molecule: messenger RNA, 4760 nt
Organism: Amphiprion ocellaris (clown anemonefish)
Lineage: Eukaryota; Metazoa; Chordata; Actinopteri; Pomacentridae
Gene: tfeb
Product: transcription factor EB
Exons: 12
Coding region: 502-2073 (523 amino acids)
Biological process (GO): positive regulation of DNA-templated transcription; humoral immune response; regulation of transcription by RNA polymerase II
Cellular component (GO): nucleus
Molecular function (GO): DNA-binding transcription factor activity, RNA polymerase II-specific; protein dimerization activity; RNA polymerase II cis-regulatory region sequence-specific DNA binding
Source: RefSeq, a predicted model, not a curated record
UGAGUUGUCCUGGACACAGGGCUCUCCUUGUUGUUGCCCCAGACUACAGCAUUCAGGCUAAUUUAGGGGAAAAGGACGAGAGCAGCAGUGGGAGGAGGAGGAUGAGUGGGAAGCUGAGCUAGUGGUUAGAGAGAGGAGGAAGGUGACUAAUAGUGACAGUUGCUUAGCCUACUGUAAGUUGGACUUGGAGGGAGGAGUGGCGUCACGACCAGUGAACCGGCAUAUGUAUGCAAUAGUUGGCAGAGCAAGUGAACAACUGACAGUCCCUGUCAGCCGGUGUGUGUAUUAACACAUGGAGCAGCAGCUUUCACCUGGAUACACUAUGUUGUCUUUGGGAUAGUUGGACAGUUGCUGCAUCCAGAGAUGUAGUCAGCAUCAUAAGCAGAGCAUACACCUCUUUGUCAACUCUUUUCCUCUCAAACAGAGCUUCUUCUACCUCUCGGGCUGGACUGUGGUGCAUCAACGUCGGCUCGCCCUCCCCUGCCCCCUCGCCCCCCAGCAAUGGCCAUGCGCAUCAGUAUGCGCAUGCAGCUGAUGCGAGACCAGCUGCAGCAGGAGGAGCAGCGUGAGCGGCAGCAGCAGCAGCAGCAGCAACAACAGCGGCAGAAUGCAACCCUGCAAUACAUGCAGCAUCGCAUGCCGGGGCCACCUGCACCAACCGCAGCCAUUAGCACCCCACAGCAUUACCAGAGUAUGCAGGUCCCUGUGGAGGUUCUUAAGGUACAAACGCACCUUGAGAAUCCUACAGACUACCACAUCCGUCAGUCUCGGCGGCAGCAAGUGAAAGAAUACCUGUCAACCACUUAUGCCACCAAACAGACGGUCCAUGCAGUAGCAGGGCCGGUGCCGCCUUCUCCUCCCACAAACAUGGGACCUACAGGGGGUUCAGCAUCUGCACCCCCACCUCUCCACUCCCCUCACAUGCGCACUGAGCAGCUAAUGUCCGGCAACAGUGCCCCCAACAGCCCCAUGGCCAUGCUCAACAUUGGCUCCAGCCACGAGAACGAGAUGGAUGAGGUUAUUGACGACAUCAUCAGUAUGCAGUCCAAUUAUGAUGAUAUUCAAGCAUAUAUUGACCCUGUCCAGAUGCCAAACACACUCCCCCUGUCAAGCAGUCACCUUGACGUAUAUACAGGGCCUGGGAUGAAGGGCCCAGCCAUUGCUAUGACCAGCAACUCCUGUCCUGCCAACUUGACCAUCAAGCGAGAACUGUCAGACACAGAAGCCCGUGCGCUGGCCAAAGAGAGACAGAAGAAAGACAACCACAAUCUGAUUGAAAGGAGGAGGAGGUUCAACAUUAAUGAUCGUAUCAAAGAGCUGGGCACCAUGAUCCCCAAAACCAAUGACCUUGAUGUGCGCUGGAACAAAGGAACCAUAUUGCGGGCGUCUGUAGACUACAUAAAACGCAUGCAGAAGGAUGUACAGAGGACCAGAGAGGUAGAGACCAACUUCAAAAGGAUGGAGAUGGCCAACAAACAGUUGUUGCUACGCAUUCAGGAGUUGGAGAUGCAGGCUCGUCUGCACGGUCUGCCCAGCACCUCUCCCUCUGGACUGAACCCGACUGACAUGAUGGCUUCUUACAUAAAACAAGAGACCAGCCCAGAAGAUAACCUUUCUCACCCCCAGGCACAGGUCCACCACCAGCCCCAGCACCUACACCAUAACCAGGCUCAGCCCCAGGCCCAGCAGCACCACUAUCUCCCCCAAACCCAACUCCACCCUCAGGGCCAGGCCCAGCUACAACCCCGGCAGCUGCCAAUGGCCCCACAACACCUCCAGCCCCAGCAGCCCAUCCAAUACCCAGCGGUGGGCAGCUCCCAGCCCUUUGACUUUACCCAGUCGCUGGACUUGUGCGAUGGGAUACCCGGAUUCUCAGACAACAUGUCGGGGCUGGGCGACCUGGGUGGACUGGAUGUUCAGGGGAGGAGAGGCGAGCUGAGCUUCCUGAUGAUGGAUGAGGCUUUGUCCCCUAUCGGAGGAGGAGACCCGCUGCUCUCGGCAAUGUCCCCCGAAGCCUCUGUUGACUCCAGUCGCAGAUCCAGCUUCAGCAUAGAGGACGGAGACAUAUUGUAGACACGUGUACACACAUACACUCCCUCAAAUGCAUGAGGUUGCAGUAAAAAAUGCAACACUGAAUGCAAAACAGCAUAAAAAUGCAACGGUACACUGGUAGGACACAAUAUCUGUACAGCACAUACAUAGAAAGGAAUCAUCCACCAGAGCAUUCAACAUACACAGAAUAUACAUGGUUUUGAGAAACAGCACAAAGAGACACUCAUUUGUGGUACAAUUACCUUCCCUAAUGGCACAAACAGAAGAAGGUCCCCAGCACUCACACAAAACUUGCUGUGAACAUUUGUGCAUACACACAGUUGCAUGUGAGUUAAACUGAGCAGCUUGAAACUUUCCCUGCAGACUGUGCAAGGUGUAUACCGACACUGCCAGGUCAGGACUUCUAGCACACUUGGCCUUGUUUCCAUAAAGGUGGUCCUGAAUCAUAAUUGAACAAGGGACAAAGCCAGCAGUUAAUUAGAUUGACGUUAUCAGAUACAAGGACAACCGAGCGCAUUGUCUCACUCGAUAGAGGACAAGUUAUUUGCCCCUUACAUCAACCUCUUUUAGUAACCAUAAAUGAUUGAAUGAAUGAUUGUGAAUAAAAUGGAAAUAGCUUUAUGGCUCUGCAUGCAUAAUUUAUCUCGAAGGGAUGCAGUCCAGUCACAUUGUUCUGUUCCUCAGCCUGUUAUCCACAGUUUGCUUUUUCCUAAAGCAAGGUCUGUUUCACAAAGACCCGUGUCAACCUGCUAAGCUAAAGUGUUUUCUUUAGACAUCCACAUCUUAGGAGACAUUUAAAAACUCAGAGGGUGGACUAUUUAUUGUAGGAGCCAGAUAAUCCAAAAAAAGCCCUUUACAUUUACAGUAUUGCAUUUACUUGCUUCUAGCUGAAGUGAACUAAAUGCACAUACACAUGCACACACACUGUCGUCCAUCAUUAUCUACACUUUGAAAAUUUGACACCGUCACAGUCUUCCCUCAGACACACUGUAAAUUCUGUUGACUUUGAAGAGAGGGCAGGAAUAAAAAAAAAACCUUGGAUGUUCUUCAAAAAUCAGCGUGCCAGCCAAUUCUGAGGUGUCAAAAUACUCAGGUACUGUAACAGAAUACACAAGCAGGAUCGUUUUUAAAUGGAAGCAGAUGUUGACCUGAACUCUGUCAGGGCUCUAACCCCUAUCUGUGUGUGCCUUUUGAGUUUUGCAGCUCUGCUCCUCUUCAAAGGCAUGUCUUUAUAGGUUGGGGGUCAUGGGUUUAGAUUUAAUAUUACAUUCAAUUACGCCUGUAAAUGCUUUAGAGUUUGCUUCUCUUUCAACCAUACCUUUGUUAGUCCGGGAGAUAGACAGUUAAUUUGUUCUCACACUAAGUGACAUUGAAGGGUUUGUACUAGAGGUGAAGGAAAGACAGGGUGACAGGGUUUGAUACUGGCCAAAAGAAAGACACACGAUGCUCUGGCUAACAGCCGCCGUUGUUUUCACUGUAAGAGCACAGCAUUAGAAAACACUUGCAUGCAUUCACACUCCGUUCAUAAACAGACACGCACUGAACACUUAUUACACAUUGUAGCCCUCACACAUGUACAUAAGGUGCAGUUUGUCUUGAGGCUGUUUUCAAAUCAGCACGUUAACAGCUUCAGCCUCUUUGCUCAUGAGUCGAGUGAAGCUACCAGGCGCAGAGGUAAAGCUCUGGUCUGCUGUUCCAACCGUCACCUAAAUUUAAUUCUUCACUCCUUUCGUCACAGUGAUGGUAAGAGCAGGUUGUGUUAGACCUGCGCUGCAUCUCCGCUCUGGUAGACCUCAGACUUGGCUUUGAUUUGAUAUAGCUUAUGAUCAGAGCUGAUGAAGGUAGAAGAAAACUUUGAUGGUGAUUUUUUGAUUAAAAAGAAGAGUUUGUUUUCUUCAUUAUACGGUUUGUUGUUUAUUUUAUCUCCAAAAGCACUGGAAACUAUAUUAUUGUUUUGACUUUGUACAUGGAGGAAUUAUGGAAUAAGAUUUGUUUCAGAUGUUUUGUGCCACAAAGCCACUUAAAUGUUUUUAUUCGUAUUUGUUGUUUUAGUUCUGUUUCAAUUAUAUUCCAAAACGACCCUUUCUUCUCAGAGCCAUUUUCAGGAAGUACACUAUGAAGGCAUUUAUAAGCCAUUAUUGUUUCACCGGAGGAGUGGGAAACCACUUCUGAACUUCCAGAUUUCAACUGAUUUUAGAGAGAUUAAAGGAUUAUGUACAUUUAUGAUGCCAUUUUUAUAUGAUUGGGAUUUUAUUUUUCUCUCUGUUGUAACUCUGUUGGAACCAGACAUCGAUUCUAUGAUUUGACUGAAAUCAAAUUUCUCAUUUAAUGAAUGUAAGGUUUACCAGUGGCUCUGGUCAGACUGAAGUACUUUUUUUUUUUUUUUUUUUUUUUUUUUUACCCUGCUUGCCUCCUUCCUUCCCUGACUUUGGUUUCCAUGGAGACUGGAAGACAACUGACUUCACAUAAACUCUGAGCCAGGGAUUUGUGAUUGUCUAGGUAUUGUACCACUGACUUUGCGCUUGUCGUUGUCCAGAGUUGUGCCUUUUUCUCUGUCAGCCACAGUUUGUACUGUCACCCAGCCAACACUCCAAAGAGCUUCUCAGGCCUCCUCUGUUCUUCCACUAGAGGGCGCUCUGCAGAGCAAACCACACAGGGAAAAGUGGUUCUGAUUUUCCUGAGGAUAUAAAAUGUUUUACCAGAAUCCA